Exophiala bonariae is the source of this 1800-nucleotide messenger RNA. RefSeq lists its product as uncharacterized. Gene Ontology annotation, molecular function: hydrolase activity. The transcript is spliced from 3 exons. NCBI's taxonomy places the organism in Eukaryota, Fungi, Ascomycota, Eurotiomycetes, Chaetothyriales, Herpotrichiellaceae. The record is from RefSeq and is a predicted model, not a curated record. Bases 1 to 1800 code for a protein of 599 amino acids.
AUGGGUUAUUCUCUCUUCAAUGCCGACAGCAAGGUAGUUUCCGAUCUGCCAGUUCCCACAACCGGAUCCGUAACUCAGGAGGCCAAGAACGACAAGGCGCCCACAACCCGGGGAAGGCGUUUUCUAAGGUCUAAUGUCGGCAAGGUGGUUGUGUAUUUUGCAGUCUUUGGAGUCAUAGCGGCCGCAUUGACUCUAGUUCUGGGUUGGGUGUUGGCACGAGGCUCGAUACCGAAAGUCACAUUGCGACAAGGCACAUUCCAAGGGAUUAUCAUCGAUAGACCGAACUUCCCCAAGCAGGUGGAAGCUCAUUUGGGGAUUCCUUAUGCCCUGCCACCUAUUGGGGAUUUGAGGUUUGCUCGGCCACGGCCAGUCCUACCUUCAAACGAGACUUUUGAAGCGUCAAGUUUUGGACAAAGAUGUCCAGGGAGACCUUUCAAACCACUUCCAGAUGGAAAUGACAAUGGCAGCGAGGACUGUCUGACGGUGAACGUCUUUCGACCCACGGACAGCACCGACGAAUUUCUAGGUCUGCUCCCUGUCAUGGUCUAUUUCCAUGGCGGAGCCUUCAACAGGGGAAGUUCCAAAAGCCACGAUACCGCGGCGAUGGUGGCUUGGGCCGACCCAUUUAUCGCCGUGACAUUCAACUACAGACUAGGUGCUCUAGGAUUCUUGAACUCGGUGCUUGCCGCAGAGGAGGGAAUCCUCAAUCUAGGCCUGCACGAUCAGGUUCUGCUGCUGGAGUGGGUUCAAGAGAACAUCGCCGCAUUCGGUGGUGAUCCCAACCAGGUGACCCUCAUGGGCUUGUCAGCGGGCGCACACUCUGUCGGACACCAUCUCCUCAAUCAUAAAAGCACCUUCCAUCGCGUCAUCAUGGAAUCCGGCGGGCCAUACUCCCGCGCCCUGCACCACUACAACUCGACCCUCAACACGCAACAAAGCAGCAAAUUCAUGUCACUGGUAGGCUGCCGCGAGCACGACAUCUCCUGUCUCCGCAGCGUCAACGAGACCAAACUCGUCAACGCGUCGGACCUCGUCUUCGAGCAGUGGAACCCAUCACUCCGGUGGGCCUGGCAGCCAGUCAUCGACGGCGAGCUCGUCCCCGGCCGGCCACUGGACCAACACCUCCCGAGCAGCACCAACAUCUCGAUCCUCACGGGCUUCAGCACCAACGAAGGAUCGCUCUACGUGCCGAGAAACCUGUCGACGGAGGGCCAGUUCGACUCCUUCUUCUCCACCCUCCUCCCGCAAGUGACGCCCGACGAAGACAUCUCGGACGCGUACCCGCAGGACUCAUACGUCGAGUGGCGCAGCGUGGGCAAGGAGUUCCGGCGCCUCGAGGCCGCAUACGGGCAGUACGCGUACUCAUGCGCCGUGCGGCAAACGGCAUCGGUCUUCUCGUCCUCCUCCUCUCACGCCGACGUCUACCUGUACCACUGGGCCGUCAACCGGACGGUGCUGGGCGGCGCGGCGCACGGCGACUGCGUGCCCUACGAGACGAUGGACGCGGGCGUGCGGUCCAUCUCCGCCACGCAGCGGGCCAUCGCCGACGCCUUCCACGGCUACCUCACCAACUUCAUCAUCUCGGGCGAUCCGAACCGCGGAUCCGAGUAUGGCGCGUCUGACGACCGCCCGCAGUGGCUGCCCGUUCAGGAGGGAAACAGAACCCUGAUCUUCGGCCUCGGUAAUGAUGAACGCGCCGGCGGCGAGACGAAAGGCAUGCCCGCCCAGUUCGUGCUGGAUGAAUGGGCCUUGCCAGAGUGCGAGUUCUGGGCCUCCCAAAGUCGCAAGUAUGAAGAUUAA